Sipha flava (yellow sugarcane aphid) is the source of this 4608-nucleotide messenger RNA. RefSeq lists its product as uncharacterized. Gene Ontology annotation, biological process: regulation of transcription by RNA polymerase II; regulation of neurogenesis; regulation of circadian rhythm. Lineage: Eukaryota; Metazoa; Arthropoda; Insecta; Hemiptera; Aphididae. The record is from RefSeq and is a predicted model, not a curated record. The transcript is spliced from 6 exons. Bases 3120 to 4313 code for a protein of 397 amino acids. Gene Ontology annotation, cellular component: nucleus. Gene Ontology annotation, molecular function: DNA-binding transcription factor activity, RNA polymerase II-specific; protein dimerization activity; RNA polymerase II cis-regulatory region sequence-specific DNA binding.
GAAUUUUAGAAAAAAAAUGUUUAUGUAAAACAUUACAUAUAGAAUCCCAAUGAUGUGUACGAAAUAUAGAAUAAUUCUAAACAAUUAUUGCUUUACAUCGUGCACUAUUUACAACAUAUCACACAUAUACAGGCAUAUACUGUACACACGAAAUAUAUAAUAAUACAUUUUUCUUUUGAAAAAAUACGACUAUUACUGUGCGUACGGCAUACAAAAAAAUCUUUUAACUUUGCUGGGUGUAAUAAUAACGCGAUUGUGAUGACGGUGAUGAUCGAUGAUUUCAGGGGUUAUUUCGUAUAAAAUUAAUUGUUAGCAUUAUGCAAUAACCACGCAACAAUAUACAUGCAUGAAAUCCGAAGUCGAACGAAAAAGGAAAAACCAUCCGAAUCAAACUCAAGUGUUUAUAUUCUUUGCUGGCAUUAAAUCUCGAACUCGGCGUAGCAUUUUAUUUUUACGAUUAGAUAAGUAAAAAAUAAUACUAUUAUUGUAUUUACGCCGUGAGCCAGGUCGAGAAAAACGAUAAUUUUGAAGGGAUCUAAUAUGAGUUGUGGCCAAAACUGUGAAAACAAUUCAUCACGAUAUUUUCUGUAAUGAAAAUAAAAACGUUUCAGUCGGAUUUCGUGAGAAGAACUUUUAAAUUGAAAAAAAAAUAAAUCAUCAACUUUCCGUCUGGUGCUCGAAUAAUUUUUAUGCUUACUAGGCACGUUUAAUUAUUACGUUCAAUCAUAUGCCUUUCCGUACAAAAAGGGUUCUUCUGAGCGACGAAAUUCCAGAAACGUCCGAAAAAUCGUCGAGGUACACGGAGGUGAAUCUAUGCACGUAGGUAGUUCAAACAUCAAAAUUGAUUCUACUGUACACAUUUUACACACAAUACAUUUAUGUACAUGCGUAGUACGAACAUUGGAGUGUAGGCAAGCACAUGUACGAUCCGCUGGCAGCACGUUACAUGACUAACCGAAGUCACUCGUGUGUUCCUUACGAUUCGCGUGUAAUUCACUGGUGUUAUGUACGCAGUGUAUACAUAAUGCAGCACGUUGUCGUCGCGUAACGUUCGCACCCACACGUACCCCUGUUCGCGAGGGUGCGCACGGACGAGGUCACGGGUACGCUCCGCGAAGUCGUCUUAAUCUUUUCAGUUUUUACCUUUAAAUGUAAAUUUUAUAAUCCUUUACACGUUGUUUCGGUCGAAUAUUAGAACUUUAACGCGUUUUAUACAUUUCUUUACAAAUACGAACAAGUGGUGUGUGAUGCAAUCGAUAAAGUCGAUAUUAUAUAUCUAUACGUUUGUGUUUACCGUUGGCAUUUCUUUUACGCGUGAUUUCCAUUACAAUAUUUUAACAUUUACGUGCAACGUUUUGAAAUAGUUAUUGAGUAGUAGUUAUACGUUCGUCUAGAUGUUUUGAAAGCUACCGACGUACGAAGUCGUAAACCAAUUUAUCGUUAUUGAAUAUUGAAAAAGAUUUAUUAAAUCUGCUAGACACCAAAACUAUUUUGAAUAAAUAUUGCACGAAAACCAGAAAAAUUAUGCUAAUUUAAAAUGUACCAUUGACAUAUAAUUUAUUUGACAACAAGAUUAAAGAUAUUAUAAUGUACCAAGAUGUUACUGAUAUUGUAGUAAAAAACAGUAUUAUACAUUUUUUUUUUUUUUUUAUUUAUGUGAAGACGUGUGAAGUGUGUUUUAAAGUUUUUAUGUAUGUAUUAUGGCGAAGCCCCCACGGCUCCAUGAUGCAUUCACAGAUUUAGCACCCUACAUUUUAGCGGUCUAGUUGCGCCUAUGGUCGUGCGUCCCUGUUCGAGAGGAUAAUGCGAUGAUCGAGAACUCGGAUAUUUCAGCGGUCCCGAUUUGUGUAUGGAGGAUUAGCACGGUGCGGUGCGCUUGAAUCGACAACACCUCUCGUAGUUGCGUGCUGCUGCAAGGGGUGGAACCUAACCAUGGUCGAAUGCAUUCACGUCGAGAAAUCAUUUUCCCGAUUCAGUUUUCGCGGAGGCCUCGCGGAACAGUUCGUCGGCUCCGAGAUUACAAACGCGUCUCCGUCGAUCCGAGUCCGCGACGCUUUGCGAUUUAUGCGCGUACGUCCGUACCUCACGCGACACGCGAUAACCGUGCACACGGCGGCAACGCAUCCGUCACGUUUAGCGCAAUGUGACGGACAGGUUGUGUCACCCACCCGCUCGCACACGUCACGAUAAUUAUUGUUUAUUUUGAUCGUGUAUAGUGUCGGUUACGUGUGGUGGGCCCCACUGCUUUUUGGCCGACGGAGAACAUUCGUAACAAUCGUAACAACAAUCGUAACAACAAUCGUAACAAUAAUCGUAAUGGUUAAAAUAAGUGUACGGUUAUCAUCGCGGCGUGUACGCGUGUGUACGUCGGCGAGUCGGCGGCACGUGUACGGCGAACGUGAAACGGCGCCGGCGGCGGUGCGCGCGGGGGGCAACACCGACCGCCGCCCGAGCGGAAGCAGUUUCGCGCGAGCUACCGGUCUCGAGCACGUUCAGCGGCCAACCAGUAAAACACGCAGUUCAUACCGUCAUCGUAUGCCGUCCGAACACGACCGUGCGCGCGCGUGUCUCCCGUCCUUGCAGUCGAGUGUGUGCCGUGACAAUAUUCAGAACCGUUUCUCGUGCGCCCCUAAUCUACCGUCGAUCGUCUCGUCGGAAGUAAUUACUAACGGUAACUUAGUAAAUUACUAACGGAAGCUAUUACGUUAACGUUCGUCAGACAUCGUUUCCGCCACCGACCAUGAUCUGUUCGCUGUUCGAUUGAACGUCGUGUGCGAUAUGCGUCGAUCGUCGCUGAACUACGUUGCGUUUGUGUGUUGGUCGCGGUGAUGGGAACCGAUCCGACGUCCUCCGCGUUUCUUGGUUACCGCCAACAUCACGUUUGAACCGUGCGCGAUUUCCGAACGUUUUUCCCCGUUCUCGUCUACCCCCUGCUCGUCGCACGUAAACAAAAAGAAAAAUCGUAAUCCGCGCACGCACGCUUGACGUCUCGUCAGCUCACUCGCUCGCCCCGUGCCCGUGAUUGUUGGAUUUUCUUUCGCGAUACAAGUGAUAUACCGUUUCGACGGUAUACUCGCUGUCGGUCAACCGUGGAUUGCAAAAACAACUGGGUGAGUUGAAUGCGGGUGUCGUCGAUGGUGUCGGACAUGAUCACGCACCACGAAAGCGUAAUGAAGGACAGACUGUCCGGUAAAUCUCAUCCAGUGUCGCAAGAGCACAGGGGCAUGGGCCAGUACGAAAACGCGGUUGUCGAAGAUCAGGCCGACAGAACCAAACACCAAAACCAGGUGAAGAACAUCACCAAAGAGGAUCCGAUGUCACAUCGAGUAAUAGAAAAACGACGACGCGAUCGGAUGAACAAUUGCCUUGCCGAUCUGUCACGGCUCAUACCAGCUGAAUAUAUGAAAAAAGGGAGAGGACGAGUAGAAAAAACUGAAAUAAUCGAAAUGGCGAUCAAACACAUGAAAUACCUUCAAUCAAAUGUUUCGCCGUCGGUCGAGUCGACAAAAAGCUCCACGGAACCUCAAGAAAUGGAAAAAGCGCCCGAGGAAACGGAAAAAUCCGUUUUAGUGGCUGAACAGUACAAGAUGGGAUUCUUCGAAUGUUUAACCGAGACCAUGCAGUAUCUCGUCGAGGGACAUGGAUAUCCACCCGGUCACGGGCUGUGCUUGUCGCUAAUCAAUCAUCUGCAAAACCAUUGUGCUCAAAUCAUUAAAGGAAAACAAGUGAUUCGCGAGGUGAUCAAAGACGAGAUCUUAGUGGAAGUAAACAGGUUCAACUCCAACAAGAAAAUUAAUCUGGACAUGGACGACGACGGGAACUUCGAAGAGAUCAGUCAGCAAAACAGUUCGUCGAGGAAUUCAAAAUCUCAGUCGUCCGCCAGCACGUCCAACGACCAGAAUCUGGUGGACCGGUGCAGCAUGUCGUACAUGACGGACUCGUAUUCGUCGAACGGGUCCAUGUACAAGUUCAAGACGGACAUCAAGCAGCGGUUCAGCGCGGAGUCCAGCGGCAUGGACCUGACCGAUUAUUACGGGCCGGACAAGAAACGCCGCCGGAAGGAGUCGUCGGACAGCAACGAGGACCGGCAGGAGGUGCCGAUAUUCGCCCUGCACGCGAACGGCUCAUACUACAUCCCAUUGUCGGUGAAUAGAGAGGUCAUCUCGCCCAUGAUGGACAACGCGCUGACCGAGAACCGUUCGUCCGUCAUCGUGCACCCCAUAUCGAUUUCGGUCAACUAUCAAGCCACCACCGCCGCCAACCCGUUGCACAGCAGAGUCAUACCGAUGGCAGACGACCAUCUCGCGAUCUGAAGGGAUUUUCACCAACCUCCACCACCACCGUCAUCUCUUCGCGGUGAAACCGAACACCGUCGUAACGCAUUAUAUUAUUGUUUGUUAUUUUUUUCUAUUUUCUAUUAUAUAUACAUACGACUUAGAUGAUUUAUAUUUAUAAAAAUGCGUGUACGCGCGUGUCUGUGUGUAUGUGUGUUUGUGUGUGUAUUAUGUAUUAUCAAUAGUUUAAGCGUUUCCUACAAACAUUUUCUAUGUAAAAGUUAAGUUCGAUUUUUUUUUUUUCAUUAUACGAGUGUAUGUCGAAACCAAUAAA